AUGUCGAAACUUUGGAGUUGUAUUGCUCCAAAAAAUGAUGAAGAAAAAAAACGUGAGCAUAUUAAUAAACAAAUCAAUGCAAAAUUGAAACAUGAUGAAAAAAUUUAUAAGGCUACUUAUCGAUUACUUCUCUUAGGCGCUGGUGAAUCAGGAAAAUCAACAGUUGUUAAACAAAUGAAAAUUUUACAUAAUCCAUUUACCACACAAGAAAAAGUCGAUAAAAUUCCUGAUAUUAAACGUAACAUAAGGGACUCAUUAACUAGUAUUCUGCGUGCUCUUGAUAUGAUAAAUCCACCUGUGCGUUUAGAACAUCCAGAAAAUCAAUCACGUGCUACAUAUAUAUUAACAACAGCACAUCAAUUAGAUUUUGAAUAUCCCUCAGAAUUUUUUGAGCAUGUGGAAAUACUAUGGCGUGAUGCUGGUGUACAAGAAUGUUUUCAAAGAUCAAUUGAGUAUCAAUUGAUUGAUUCCGCUAAAUAUUUUCUUGAUCGUGUUAAUGAAAUCAAAAAACCAAAUUACAUGCCCAAUGAUCAAGACAUUCUUCGUUGUCGCGUUCUUACAUCUGGCAUUUAUGAAACAAUUUUUACUGUUGACCGUGUACGCUUCCAUAUGUUUGAUGUUGGUGGACAACGAGAAGAACGUCGAAAAUGGAUUCAAUGCUUUAAUGAUGUUACAGCCAUAAUAUUUGUUACAGCGUGUAGUGGUUUUAAUUUGGUACUUACUGAAGAUGAAAAUCAAAAUCAAUUGAGAGAAUCACUUGACUUAUUUAAAAAUAUUUGGAAUAAUCGAUGGUUAAAAACAAUUUCGGUUAUUUUAUUUCUUAAUAAGCAAGAUCUUUUAGCAGACAAAAUCAAAGCUGGCCAUCGACUUGAAGAUAAUUUUCCUGAAUUUGCACAUUAUGUUGUUUCACAUGUUGAAUUAGAUUCUUCUUUUUUGAAAUAUAAGAAAUCCGAACCAAAUGAAGAUCCAGAAGUAACUCGAGCUAAAUAUUUCAUACGUGAUGAAUUUUUACGAAUUAGUACAGCUGGUGGUAACAAUCGUCAUUCUUGUUAUCCACAUUUUACAUGUGCUGUUGAUACAGAAAACAUUCGUCGAGUAUUCAAUGAUUGUCGCGAUAUCAUUCAACGCAUACACUUGAGACAGUACGAAUUACUGUGA
Molecule: messenger RNA, 1158 nt
Organism: Rotaria sordida
Lineage: Eukaryota; Metazoa; Rotifera; Eurotatoria; Philodinida; Philodinidae
Source: the annotation of a GenBank genome assembly